This is a messenger RNA of Rotaria sordida, 1779 nucleotides long. Lineage: Eukaryota; Metazoa; Rotifera; Eurotatoria; Philodinida; Philodinidae. The record is from the annotation of a GenBank genome assembly.
AUGACAAAUCUUUAUGAUACAUCAUUGGCUGGUUUAAAUGAAACACGUAGUCAAGUUAACAAUCUGCAAAGGAGACAUUCAUGGUAUCAUUCAAAUCUUAUUCAAAUACAAGAUCUCAAAGCAGAUAUAAAUAAAAUUCAAGAACGAUAUGAUUCAAACAUUCAGAAUAUCUUGGAUCAAAUUGCAAAACAAAAAGUACGUGCAAAAGAAAUCCUUCUCAAUGCACUUAAUCAGCUUGAAUCCACAAUCAAUACCCAAGAUAUCAGAAAAUAUCUCAAUGAAUUAAGCAAUGCCAUUGAUGAUUUGCUUGAUCCUCUGUCCGAGCAAGUUUUAUUAAUAUCAAUUUUUUCGGGACUUGGCUUGUUCAAUCUUAUCGCAGCAAUUAUCGUUCUUCUUGGUGGAGCAUCUGCAUUCGGUGUUAUAACAUUUGGGCUGGGAUUUCUUUUAAGUAGCACGGCAAGUGAAGCUAUGUUUCGAAGUAAAUUAAGCGAAUUAGAUGAAAAAUUAUCAUGUAACAUCAGAAACGUCCAAAGUCAGAAAUAUGAACGAAUACAAAAGCUUGAUGAAUAUUUCAAUAACUUCGAACAGAGAUUACACCAUUGUCAUAUUCAUGGUCAUAACUCAAAAAUUAAUAUUGUAUGGUAUGAUAAAAAUCUUCAAAACCACGAAAAUCAAUGUUAUAUUGAAAGAUUAAGAAAUGAAUUUUCACCAGAACAAUACCAAAUAAUGCAAUUCGAUGAUAAAGAUCAAUCGAUCGAUUCGGUUGUGUCUAAUAUUACGAACAAUCUUGUGUUAAUCACUUCAGGAUCAGCUGGAGAAGAAAUUAUAUCUGAAAUUGGAUAUUAUUUUCAUAUCAAAGGUAUAAUCAUAUUUGGUACUGCUGUUGAAUAUCACCAAACCUGGGCAAGAAAGUAUAAGAAAGUCUUACUUAUCACAAAUAUGUUUUCACAAGUUAUUCAGGAGAUUAAAGACAUCGAAAAUGGACAAAUUUAUUUUGUCAAUUAUGGCUUUUCAUUCGAUGAUAUCACAAUCAAAUUAAAAAACAUCGAGUAUUAUCUAUCAACAAGCCAAAAUGGUUUUAUAAUUCCCAAUUUUUCAGCUAUAAAUUCAAGUAUCGAUUAUCAUAACAUGACCAUGACUAAAUUGCAUAAUGAAUUGCAAAAAAAACAUGUUUAUCCAAAAGACAUUCCAAGUCAUUUUCAACUUGACAAUUUAUUAAAAUGUGCACAACAAUUUGUCGAAGCAUUGAAGAAACCAGAACCAGAAAAACACAUUAUUCAUCUUUAUACAACUAAAGCACCCUAUUAUUAUAAAAUAAUUAAUGAUAUUCUUAAUUUAUUAGAUGAAGAUUUAAUUCUAAUCAUUCAAGAUUAUAUCAAAGCAUUACGAUAUUCUCUAAUAAUAUAUAAGGAUGUAUCAAACAAAAUACUUCCUAUAAACAAUGUUAAGUUAUACCGAGGCAUAUCUUUGGCACAAGAUAAUAGUUUCGCAGAAUUUUCAAGAAAAUUUAAAAUUCAUGAUACCAUUAUUUUUCCAGCAUUUUCAUCGACUAGUGUGAAUAAAGAUCGAACAAGAUCUUUUAUUAAGGGAAAAGGUGUACUAUUGAAAAUUUCGGCUGAUUGUUCAAAAUUGAAUAGACCAAAAAGUAUUUCUGCACAAUCACAAUAUCCAAAUGAAGAUGAAGUCUUAUUGAACUGUUUCAGUAUAUUAAAAGUCGAGGGUAUUACCACAAUGAAUGAUGAUUUAUUAUGCUAUAAAUGCAUCUUGGAACUACGUUAA